This is a messenger RNA of Emiliania huxleyi CCMP1516, 905 nucleotides long. RefSeq lists its product as hypothetical. NCBI's taxonomy places the organism in Eukaryota, Haptophyta, Isochrysidales, Noelaerhabdaceae. Bases 74 to 607 code for a protein of 177 amino acids. The transcript has a single exon. The record is from RefSeq and is a predicted model, not a curated record.
GUCGCCCAAUAAGCCGCGACCAUUGCUCUGUGCUGCUCUGUGCUGCGGCAGGCCACCCCGGCGCAGCUUUGGGAUGCAACCAAUCGAAUGCGCCAGUUGCGACGCCGGCUGGGACGACUGUGGGACCUGCUUGAUGCUUGUCGAGAGCUCGGGCUGCCCCUGGACCUCGGCAAUCAUUCGUGGCUGCAGCGGUGGCACAUCGCUCAACUCAUUUUGCGACGGUAACGGCAGUUGUGGGACGUCAGACGUCGCCAACAACUGCCGCCUCGGCAAGGACAUCUACAAGCGGGUCGAGUGCACCGCCACGCCUCCAUCGGCGCCUCCCGCGACCCCGCCGAGCAGCCCACCCUCACCACCCCCACCCAUGCCACCGUCCCUGCCCAUCGCGGAUGUAAGCUUCCUCUCCGCCGAUGCCAAUGACGGACAAGCGUGGCUGGUGCCGCUGGUUGCGGGCAGCGUCGCAGUCUCAUUGACGCUCUGCCUCUGCUUCCUCUGCUGGCGCUGCUGCGGCCGUCGCCACAAGCGCGCCCCGGGUGCUCUUAUGCCCGCCGCAGCGCGGCCAGUCUUCGAUCCCGACCCGGAUGAUAGCCCCUUCAAAUGCCCAUAAGCAACAUGUCAUGCAGACUGAGACCCCGCUCUUCGCGGCUGACGGCGGCGCGGCAUGUCCAUGUCCAUGUGCGAGACGUGUGCGAAUAACACCGUAAACACGCCUGACACACCGCACACGCAGGACACAUCUCACAAAUGUCAAAUCGGAAAAAAGCGCUCGGAUGUACGAUCUGGCAGGCCCCAGCCAGUUCUUAGUGGUCCAAAUCACCUCAUCGAGGUACUGGGCCCGCGUCAGCUUGUUCUGUACGGCACGUCCACUUGAGGCAAACUGCGGGUAAAUAAAUAUUUUUGAAGGG